Messenger RNA from Prunus dulcis (almond), 495 nucleotides. RefSeq names its product bifunctional epoxide hydrolase 2-like. The coding region runs from base 1 to 495 and encodes 164 amino acids. Gene Ontology annotation, molecular function: hydrolase activity. The transcript has a single exon. Lineage: Eukaryota; Viridiplantae; Streptophyta; Magnoliopsida; Rosales; Rosaceae. The record is from RefSeq and is a predicted model, not a curated record.
AUGGAGAAAACUGAGCACACAACAGUAAGCACAAAUGGCAUAAACAUGCACCUAGCAUCAAUCGGUACAGGCCCAGUUGUGCUCUUCCUCCAUGCAUUCCCGGAGCUCUGGUACUCAUGGCGCCACCAGCUCCUUUCUCUCUCAUCCUUGGGCUACCGUUGCAUAGCCCCUGACCUCCGAGGCUUCGGUGACACCGACGCACCACCUUCCCCUGCCUCCUACUCGGCCCUGCACAUAGUUGGUGACCUCAUUGGCCUCCUUGACCAUCUGGGUAUUGACCAAGUCUUCUUGGUCGGCCAUGACUGGGGCGCCGUCAUUGCCUGGUGGUUCUGCUUGUUCAGGCCUGACCGGGUCAAGGCCUUGGUCAACCUGAGUGUGGCCUUCAGUCCCAGGAACCCAAAGAGAAAGCCUGUCGAUGGUUUCAGGGCCUUGUUUGGUGAUGAUUACUAUAUUUGCAGGUUCCAGGUGUCAAAUAUGAAGAGGAGUUCAUCUUAA